AGCCGCCGCGGCCGCCGCAGCAGGAGCAGCCGCCGCCCGCCGCCGCCCCCCCCCCCCGCCGCCCGCCGCCGUCCCGCCCGCUCCCUCUCCCCCCCCACCUCCCUCCCCUCCUCCCCCCCUCCUCCUCCUCCUCCUCCUCCUCUUCCUCCUCCUCCCGUUACCGGCGCCGCCGCCGCCGCUCCAGCUCCCGCUGCCCCGCCGCCGCCGCAGCCCGACCCUCCGCAGCCCAAGAUGGACACCGGCGUCAUUGAAGGUGGAUUAAAUGUCACGCUCACCAUCCGGCUACUCAUGCACGGAAAGGAGGUCGGGAGCAUCAUCGGGAAGAAAGGGGAGUCGGUGAAGAAAAUGCGCGAGGAGAGCGGCGCUCGCAUCAACAUCUCAGAAGGGAACUGCCCCGAGCGGAUCAUCACCCUCGCCGGCCCCACCAACGCCAUCUUCAAAGCUUUUGCGAUGAUCAUCGACAAACUGGAAGAGGACAUCAGCAGCUCCAUGACCAACAGCACGGCUGCCAGCCGGCCCCCGGUCACUCUCCGGCUCGUGGUACCCGCCAGCCAGUGCGGCUCCCUCAUUGGCAAAGGAGGCUGCAAGAUCAAAGAGAUCCGAGAGAGCACGGGGGCGCAGGUCCAGGUGGCGGGGGACAUGCUGCCCAACUCGACCGAGCGAGCCAUCACCAUCGCCGGGAUCCCACAGUCCAUCAUCGAGUGCGUCAAACAGAUCUGCGUCGUCAUGCUGGAGUCUCCCCCGAAGGGCGUCACCAUCCCGUACCGGCCCAAGCCAUCCAGCUCUCCCGUCAUCUUUGCAGGCGGUCAGGACAGGUACAGCAGCGGCAGUGCGAGCUACCCCCACACCGCCCCAUCCAUGUGCCUCAACUCUGACUUGGAGGGACCACCUCAGGAGGCCACCCGGCAGCCACUGCAUGGCAACGAACUUGGGCCAAUUCCAGCCUGGGCUGCAGUUCUUCCGGUGACCUGGAACUGCAGGAGGACUCGGCGGGCCGUGGCUGUCCCCCUAACCUCGAGGCAUGGAAUUGGCAGGCCUAUACCAUUCAAGGACAGUAUGCCAUUCCACAGCCAGAUCUGACCAAGCUGCACCAGUUGGCAAUGCAACAGUCACACUUUCCAAUGUCUCAUGGCAACACUGGAUUCAGUGGUACGGAAACUCCUCCUCCUCCUCCUCCUCACGCUAGCGCGCGCCGAAGGCCG
This is a messenger RNA of Cygnus olor (mute swan), 1202 nucleotides long. RefSeq names its product poly(rC) binding protein 2 (gene PCBP2). Gene Ontology annotation, biological process: positive regulation of transcription by RNA polymerase II. The transcript has 13 exons. Gene Ontology annotation, cellular component: nucleus; nucleoplasm; cytoplasm. The record is from RefSeq and is a predicted model, not a curated record. Bases 232 to 1080 code for a protein of 282 amino acids. Gene Ontology annotation, molecular function: mRNA binding; single-stranded DNA binding. NCBI's taxonomy places the organism in Eukaryota, Metazoa, Chordata, Aves, Anseriformes, Anatidae.